AUGAGGUCCCCCGUCCUGUUUGCAGCCUUGCUCUGGCUCUGCGGUUUCCUGGCCAAGGUGCGGGAGACGCCCCGGCUGGGAGCCCAGACACACCGAGAGGAGCUCCGGAGCCCCGGGAGCCCGUCCAGCCUCGAGGCCUCGUGGGCUGCUGCCCCGGGGGAGCAGGGGGCCUGCUGCCUUCUCCUCUACCACCUGGAGUCCCAGACGCUGGUGCGCAACAUCUCCGUGCCACGGGGCUCCCUGUCCUACACUUUCAGUGACCUCCGGCCAGGCAGCGAGUAUGUUCUGGAGGCCACCACCUGGGCCGGCGACCCCCAGGCCAAGAGCAGCGUCCGCCAGUGGACAGCCCCCGUGUCCCCUCCCCAGCUGCUGCUGCGUGCCCUGGGCACCGGUGCCCUGCACGCCUCCUGGAACCACUCGGCUGGGGCCGCCGGGCUCCUCCUGGUGCUCACAGACCUCUUGGGCGGCACCAACCUGACUGCAGUGGUCGGACGCGGGGUCUCCAGCCACACCUUCCUUCACCUCUCCCCGGGCACCCCCCACGAGCUGACGCUCUGUGCUGUGGCCGGGCCGUGGCGGGCAGUGGGGCCCCACGCCACCGAGUGGACCUAUCCCUCUGCCCCUCUGGACCUGGUGCUCCUGCCCCGGCCCGCGGCGCUCUGGGCAAGCUGGAGGGCGGGGCCCGGCGCCCGGGACGGCUAUCUGCUCAGGCUCAGUGGGCCGGCGGAGAGGAACACCACGCGGGGUCCGGGAGCCCUCCGUGCCACGUUCCCGGGGCCCCUGCCCCCUGGACACUACACUCUGGAGCUCGGGGCUCUGGCUGGGCCCUAUGAUGCCUGGGCCCGGGCCAGCGCCUGGCUGCCUGACUCUGCGGCCCAGCCCGCGCAGAGCAAAGGGUCCGAGCUGCCGCUGGACGGGCUGGCGGCCCCUGCGGAGCCGAGCAGGCAGGCCUUGCUCUACACCGAGGGGGCCCCGGGCCUUCCUGGAAACAUCUCUGUGCCACCUGCCACCGCGCUCGGCACCUCCGGGGGGCCUGUACCUGGGGCCCACUCCUGGGUGGACAUCGCCUCGUCUCUGAGAAACACUACCCGGAAUCUCACAGACCACAUGAAGCCCCCGGCACCGCGGUCACUGGAGGUCACCGGCAGGGGCAGCCCCUCUGACCUGGCCAUUGGCUGGGCCCCGGCCCCAGGGCCGCGGGAAGGCUACAGGGUCGCCUGGCAUCAGGAGGGCAGCCAGAGACCACUGGGCGGUCUGGUGGACGUGGGGCCGGAGAGCUCGGGCCUGACUCUGAGGGACCUGCUGCCUGGCUCCUGCUACACCGUGUCCGUCUGGACCUGGGCAGGGAGCCUGUGCUCCAGCACCCAGAGGACCCGCGCCUGCACCCUCCCUGCUCCUCCUGCCAACCUGAGCCUGCGCCUCGCCACCUGGCCCCCCACCCUGACCGCCUCCUGGAGAGGCCCCCCCGGGGGCAGGGAUGGCUUCCGGCUGCGGCUUUACCGCCUGGGGCCCCUGACUCUGGAAAGCAGGGACACUCUGGGCCCCGAGGCUCAGAACUUCUCCUGGGCCCGGCUGCCCCCAGGCGCCGAGGUUCUGGUUCAGCUGGUCACCGUGCGGGGCCCAGACGAGAGCAGCAGCGCCAACGCCAUGGGCUGGACGCCCCCCCGCGCCCCUCCCCUGGUGCACGUGACCACCGAGGGCCCCACCGAGCUCCAGGCGUCCUGGGUCCCUGCGCCCGGGGCGCGCGACGGCUACCAGGUGACGCUGUACCUGGGGGGGGGCCUGGCGGGCUCCAGGACCCUGGUGGCGGGGGUGGGUGGCACCAGCUUCUCGGCAUUGACCCCGGGCACUCGGUACGACGUGGAGGUCGUCGCACGGGCUGGGCCCCUCCUCUUGGCGGCCACCACUGCCUCAGGCUGGACCUCUCCGCUCCUGCCCAACGAGCUGCUGGUGUCCAUGCAGGCGGGCAGCGCCGUAAUCACCCUGGCCUGGGCCAGCGGCCCCUUGGGGCACGGGGCAUGCCAUGCCCAGCUCUCGGAGGCCGGGCGCCUCCCCUGGGCGCAGCCCCUGGUGCUCGGCCAGGCCCGCCUGGUGCUCAGGGACCUAACCCCCGGACGCAAUCUCUCCCUGUCAGUGCUGUGCCAGGCGGGGCUGCUGCGGGCAGCCACCCACCCGGUGGUGCUGCCUGUGGAGCCCGGCCCCGUGGAGGAUGUGCAGUGUCAGCCCGAGGCCACUGGCAUGGCCCUGACCUGGACGGUGCCCGCGGGGGAUGGACAGCAGCUGGCCGUGGGGGGUCGCGCCCACCUCGUCUUCCAGGCCAGCACCUCCGGGGACGCUCUCCUCUUGCCCAGCCUGCUGCCUGCCACGUCCUACCGCCUCGGCCUCACUGUGCUGGGCAGGAACGGUCUGCGGAGCCGUGGGGUCACCCUGCUGUGCACCACCUCUGCGGAGGGCUGGCACCCCCCGGACUUAGCUGCAGCCCCCCAGCUGGAGCCCGAGGCGGGGAUGGGCGUGCUCAUCACACGGGGGAUGUUUGGCAAGGACGACGGGCAGAUUCAGUGGUACGGCAUCAUCGCUACCACCAACCUUGGGUCGGCCACCCCGGAAGCCCUCAACCACACGUGGCACGACCACUACUACGGAGGACGGGACUCCUACCUGGCCACCCUGCUCCCCAACCCCUUCUACCCAGGGCCCUGGGCCGUGCCGAGAUCCUGGAUGGUGCCUGUGGGCACAGAGGACUGCGGCCGGACCCGGGGAAUAUGCAACGGGCAGCUCAAGCCAGGUUCCUGGUACCGAGGCUCCGGUGUCGCUGCCGCAGGUUCAGCGUUGUGGCCUCCCGACACCAUCAUCUCCUUCUCCGCCUUCUCGGAGCCCCGUGCCGGCGUCUCCAGGGUGGCUGUGCCCCUGCCCGCGGCCGUGGGCCUCCUGGCAGGCUGCUGCCUUGGCGCCACCGCACUGGGCCUGCUGUGCUGGUGGAGGGCAAAGGCCCGGAGGGCGGACAAGAAUCGGUUUUCCCAAGAGCUGACCCCUUACAACCUGCGGCGGACCCACCGGCCCAUCCCCAUCCAGAGCUUCCGGCAGAGCUACGAGGCCAAGAGCGCCCACGCUCACCAGGCUUUCUUUCAGGAGUUCGAGGAGCUGAAGGAGGUGGGCAAGGAGCAGCCCAGGCUGGAGGCCGAGCACCCUGCCAAUGCCACCAAGAACCGUUACCCGCACGUGCUGCCCUAUGACCACUCCCAGGUCAGGCUGAGCCAGCUGGAAGGAGAGCCCCACUCCGACUACAUCAACGCCAGCUUCAUCCCGGGCUACACCGACCCGCAGGAGUUUAUUGCCACCCAGGGGCCUCUCAGGAAGACCAUGGAGGACUUCUGGCGGCUGGUGUGGGAGCAGCAGGUCCACGUCAUUGUCAUGCUGACAGUGGGCAUGGAGAACCGGGUGCUGUGUGAGCAUUACUGGCCCGUGGGCUCGACCCCCGUCACUCACGGCCACAUCACGGUCCACCUGCUGGCCGAGGAGCCCGAGGACGAGUGGACCAAGCGGGAAUUCCAGCUGCAGCACGUCAGGCCCCUGCUCCCCGCCGCCCGCUCAGCGGGCCCAGCGGCAGCCGCGGACGGUGACGCAGCCGCAGUUCACCACGUGGCCCGACCACGGCGUCCCCGAGCCCCCAGCGCCCUGCUCGCCUUCGUCCAGCUGGCCCGGGAGCAGGCGGGGCCACGCGGGGCCUCGGCCCGGUGCUCGUGCACUGCAGGUGGGGCGGGGGGGGCCUGUGGCGGCUGCUCCAGCAGCUGCAGGAGGAGCGCGCGGCGGACUGUUCCACGCGGUGUACGCGCCGCGGCCGCUCCUGAUCCAGACCCCGAGCCAGUACGUGUGCCUGCACCGCUGCCUCCUGACCAAGGCCCUGGAGGGGCCGCCGGAGCCGUCCGAGUGAGCGGCCGCCCCGGGGUCCCGCGGGCGGGGGCGCCGGCCGUGCCCUCCCCCCACCGACGCCCCGCGGUGUGCAGGGAGCGGGAGCCGCGGAGGCCCGAUUGCGCCGCCCGCCGCCCGCGCCCCGGGGUCGCAGCCCAUCGCCGUGAGCCGCUGGGCCGAGGCCUGCGCGCGGAGGGCCGCCCACGCCAACGCCGGCUUCCUGCGGGAGUACGGGGUGACCGUUCCCACCUGCGGUUUUCCGCGGCCAAGGAAAGCCUCACUAGCAAGAUGCUGGAAGCCUGGCUCUUCCCUGGCGGCCCUUCUGGCCACGACCACAUUGUGGUGACCGGCCCUGCGGGGCCCGAGGAGCUCUGGGAGCUGGUGUGGGAGCACGGGGCCCAUGUGCUGGUCUCCUUGUGCCCGCCCGACACCUGGGAGCAGCAGUCCUGGCCCACGGAGACGCAGCCCAUUGUCACAGAGACAGUGACGGUGCAGUGGGUGGCGGAGAGCGUCACGGCGGGCUGGCCCUGCACCCUCCUGAGGGUCACGCACGGGGAGAGCAGGAAGGAGAGGCAGGUGCAGAGACUGCUGUUCCCGUGCUGGGAGCCGGGGCGUGAGCUCCCCGCCACCACCCUGCUACCCUUCCUGGCUGCCGUGGGCCAGUGCUGCUCUCGGGACAGGACGAAGCCGGGGACCCUGCUCAGCCACUGCAGCAGGGGUGUGGCCCAGCUGGGCACUUUCCUGGCCCUGGACCAGCUGCUGCAGCAGGCGGGCGUGGAGUGCACCGUGGACGUUUUCAGUGUGGCCUUGCAGCAGUCACAGGCCUGUGGCCUCAUGACCCCAACGCUGGAGCAGUACAUGGACCUCUAUCACUGUCUGAACAGCGCACUCCUGGAUGGGCUGCCUUGAAUCGGCGCUGGUCGCCGUGCUGCGCGGGAGCAGCAGAGGUCUGGGCCUGGCGUGCGGGGAUGGGCGGCCUCGGCAAGCCUUCCGGGGCCCGGCUUCCCCAGGAGGGCAGCCUGCACGCCGGGCUCCGUGCCGGGCAGGGCCCGAAGUGAGGAAUAAAGAGAGUGGCCGAGCCUGA
This is a messenger RNA of Canis lupus familiaris (dog), 4993 nucleotides long. RefSeq names its product receptor-type tyrosine-protein phosphatase V-like (gene PTPRV). Lineage: Eukaryota; Metazoa; Chordata; Mammalia; Carnivora; Canidae. The record is from RefSeq and is a predicted model, not a curated record. Gene Ontology annotation, biological process: protein dephosphorylation. Gene Ontology annotation, molecular function: protein binding; protein tyrosine phosphatase activity.